AAGCAUCGUGGUCUGGUGCCCAAGGCCUGAGAACAAAUGGCGGCUGGGGUGCGGGGGAGGUAGGGGUGGAAACAGUCGGGUGAGGACGGUGAGGAGGGCCCGGAUCAGGAAAGGGACCCGAGUCCGCGUGAGUCCAUGAGCGCGCAGCCCCCGCCCCUGCCUCCCGUCUGUCUGCAGGUCUGCGUGGCUGUUGUCCCCAGCACUCUGUGACGCCUGACAAGGAGGCGCAACCUGUCCAGAGUCUCUACAGGCCAGGAAAAGCACGGGAAACCUCACCAUGGAGAAACCCUACAAUGAAAGUGAAGGAAUGCCUUCAAACCAAGGAAAGAUGGAAAAUGAAGAACAGCCACAGGAUGAGGAAAAGCCAGAAGUAGCUUAUACUCGGGAAGAUGAGGAAAAGUUAGGAAACGUGGGAAAGACAGAAGAUGAGGGAAUGCCAAAGGAUAAGGAAAAGCCAGAUAAUGAGGAGAAGGCAAAUGAAAAAGGAGAGCCAGAGAGGGAGGCAGAGUCCAAAGAGGAAGGCGAGCCAGAAAGUGAAAGAAGGGCCGCAGAAAAGCGCCCACCUGAGGAUGAUAUACCUAGGAAAGCCAAAAGAAAAACCGACAAGGGGCUGGCCCAGUACCUCAAGCAGUAUAAAGAGGCCAUACAUGAUAUGAAUUUCAGCAAUGAUGAUAUGAUAAGAGAAUUUGACAAUAUGGCUAAGGCGGAGGCUAAAACGAGAAAAAGCAAACAGAAGUUGGGGGCGUUUUUGUGGAUGCAAAGAAAUUUACAAGACCCCUUCUACCCGAGGGGCCCAAGGGAAUUCAGGGGUGGCUGCAGGGCCCCACGAAGGGACACUGAAGACAUUCCUUAUGUAUAGUGCCCCUGGCCAGCAUUUUCCAGGCCCUUGCUCUAUAAUUUUGCUUUAGCUGUCUCCUGUUACCAGUAUGUUUCAAUAGAGGAUUAUCACCCAUGUACAUUGCAAAGACUUUAUGAUUCUUGGAAAAAUAAAGCAGCAUAUAAUAUCUACA
This is a messenger RNA of Galeopterus variegatus (Sunda flying lemur), 1010 nucleotides long. Its product is annotated as transcription elongation factor A protein-like 4. Bases 278 to 859 code for a protein of 193 amino acids. The record is from RefSeq and is a predicted model, not a curated record. The transcript is spliced from 2 exons. Lineage: Eukaryota; Metazoa; Chordata; Mammalia; Dermoptera; Cynocephalidae.